AUGGCGCUGUUGGAGGUGAUCUGCAGUCUGAUUGGCUGGCUGUGCCUCUACCUGUUGUUCUGCUGCACCUUCACUCAGCGAGGGCCCGAGUGGAACUGCCGCCUGGUCACGUUGACCCACGGGGUCUUCAUUGUGCUGCUGACGGCGUACGUGGUGUUCGUCGACGGACCGUGGCCCUUCACACAUGCCGGUACAGAAAACACCGAGCUCCAGGUGUUCGCCUUGGCAGUUUGCCUCGGCUACUUCUUCUUCGACAUGGGCUGGUGUGUGUGCUACCGGACCGAGGGACCAGUCAUGCUGGCUCAUCACGCCGCCAGCAUUCUGGGCAUCCUGCUGGCCCUGUUCCUGGGAGUGUCGGGCUGUGAAACCUGCGCGGUCAUCUUCGGCAGCGAGCUCACCAACCCGCUGCUGCAGGGCCGCUGGUUCCUCCGGCAGCUGGGUCGGUACGACAGCCUGCUGGGAGACGCGGUGGACCUGCUCUUCAUCUUCCUGUUCGCCACGGUGAGGGUGGGCCUCGGGACGAGGAUGUUCUACAGCGAGCUCACCUCCACCAGGACUCUGAUGGUGAUGAAGCUGGGCGGGGUGGUGAUGUACGCGCUGGCGUGGGUGUUCAUGGUGGACAUAGCCCGGUUCGGCUACAAGAAAAGUAGAGCCAAAUAUAAAAGAUGGGUGGAGAACCACAAGCUUAGAGACAUCAAUGCAGAAACUGCCUGAGAGGCUUUAAAACGUUAAUGGCCUUUACAGAGCUAAAGGGAUAGUACACCUCUUUUAAAGAGGGGUUCUGUAGAAUGGCUACAAACAAAUAGGAAAAGCAGCAUUUUCUGUGAUGCUGAGUGAUGAAACACUUAGCUGAAGCUGAAAAGCAGAACAGUAGCUAAAAGCUAAAAGGAGCAAAGACAACAAGGAAAAAGAGAAACACACGACUCACGAAGGCAGCUGCAGGGAUGGACAAAAGAGACGCACAGAAAACUGGAAGCAAACCCUCGUGUAUUUCAAACCACUUCCUGUCCCUUCCAAAGAUUUUGUCUCGUCUUAAAUUGCAGUUGUCAAAAAAAGAAACAUUUAAUAAAAGACGUCAGUGCAGACAGAAGAAACGUUCCAGGUUUCUGUGAAUUAAAUACUUUGUGAGAUCUUUAAAGGUGUUUUGCAGGUUUCCAAAUGUCUGAACUCCAAUCUCCAUUUUAAACACAUCAAACGAAAAACCAUCAAUCCUUCUAUUUUUGUCGAGAUUAAAAAAAAAAAAUUAGUAA
This is a messenger RNA of Nematolebias whitei (Rio pearlfish), 1250 nucleotides long. It is a transcript of the gene tlcd5b, whose product is annotated as TLC domain containing 5b. Lineage: Eukaryota; Metazoa; Chordata; Actinopteri; Cyprinodontiformes; Rivulidae. The record is from RefSeq and is a predicted model, not a curated record. Gene Ontology annotation, cellular component: membrane. Bases 1 to 714 code for a protein of 237 amino acids. The transcript has 2 exons.